Molecule: messenger RNA, 315 nt
Organism: Striga hermonthica
Lineage: Eukaryota; Viridiplantae; Streptophyta; Magnoliopsida; Lamiales; Orobanchaceae
Source: the annotation of a GenBank genome assembly
AUGAGCAAAGGUGGCAGUGUUAGCGUGGCCAUCUUAUGCCUGGCGGCUUCAGUUGUAUCAGUUGUCGUGAUGUCUGUGUUGGUACACGAGUCGGAAGCCGUGACUUGCGACCCUACCCAGCUCACCCCGUGCCUUGGGGCCAUAACCGGUGGCAAUCCCCCAUCAGCCGAGUGUUGCAACAAGCUGAAAGAGCAAGUCCCUUGCUACUGUGGCUACCUCAAGAACCCUGUACUCAGGCCCUAUAUUGAGUCGCCAGGCGCAAAAAGGGUUGCUUCAACUUGUGGCAUCACCAUAUCCAACUGCUCAUCCAAAUAA